Messenger RNA from Ictalurus furcatus (blue catfish), 4464 nucleotides. It is a transcript of the gene dgkzb, whose product is annotated as diacylglycerol kinase, zeta b. Gene Ontology annotation, cellular component: nucleus. The record is from RefSeq and is a predicted model, not a curated record. Gene Ontology annotation, biological process: diacylglycerol metabolic process; regulation of synaptic transmission, glutamatergic; intracellular signal transduction. Gene Ontology annotation, molecular function: protein binding; ATP-dependent diacylglycerol kinase activity. Bases 956 to 3913 code for a protein of 985 amino acids. The transcript has 33 exons. Lineage: Eukaryota; Metazoa; Chordata; Actinopteri; Siluriformes; Ictaluridae.
AAUUAGCUCUUAUACUUGUAGCUUUGCAAAACAUCCAUGUGUAACCUUUAACUUUAAUUUAAUGUUUGGUGCUGAAAAUGACUUCAUAAUGUGCUUAAAACUGACACUGCAUUAGCACAUGAGCCUCUCAUGUUACUGAGCUGAUGGAAUAAGUCACUGGCACCUCAGAGGUGUGUGUGUGGGAGCAGAACCCGUGCGUUCUACAAACAGUUCAGGGAAUGCAUAGCACAUUGAGUGGGUUUCUAUUCGCUUGGUUUUAUGUAAAGCUAAGUAGGAGGGAGGCUUGGCCUCUGUGGAGGCUGAUUGUGGCCUUUAUAGUAUACAGUACAGCUUUUUAUACCGAUGGUGCUUCCUGGUCCCCUUUAGUUAUCCUUCACAGAAGGUCUGAUUUUAGUUUCUUUUCAAGUCAUUUAUGAUCUUGCCAAAUCUCCUGCAGCAUGUUGACACAUUUGUGCUCCUAUAGAAAUAACAGCUGAUUUGCUUGUACAGUUUCCAUUCUUGACCAACAGGUGGCAACACAGCUUCAUCCUAACAUGGGCCAAUGAGAAGAGGUGGGAGGGAGGACUGUAACAUGCUCAGAGAGGUGAGCUGAUAAAAGUGUGGUUCUGAGGGAGAGAGUCAGCUGGGAAGUGUGUGAAGGCAGAAGACACAGCUUUAGGCAUGGAGUGAAACACAAAAAGGCAGAUAAGAAGACAACUAUGGGUCCUGCUGUAGCCUGAGUGGGUUUUUUUUUACACUUCCUGGAGUUGGUACACUGUUUAGAGACAUUGUCUGGUGUGAGUGCCAGAAGAGAAAGAAAGAAAAAAGACGAGACUGUGAAAAGGCUGAGCCCUGAACCCUUGAGGAAGCGUCUGUCUGAGACAAAGUCAUAUUGUUGUCAGAGGGUGGAAGAACAGGCUCCAGAACAUGGACGAGGAGAAGGAAAAGUUUACAACUACUUUUGCCUUUUGAACUCAUGAUGGAGGGAGAUGGAGAGCGAGGUGAGAUGUCUGCCAACCUACAUGCUCUGGUGGAUGGUCAGGAACAGGCAACUCCGGGAUCAGCAUCGUCGUCCUGCUCAGAUCUGUCCACCUCUACCCCUGCAGUUCAGCCCUGUCCACACACCACCAGGACUUUCAGCGGACUCCGGUUCUUUGGCAGAAAGAAAGCCAUCGCCAAGUCUGGUGUUCAGAACCAGGCCAACCAGUCCAGUGAAACUAACCAAGAGAUCUCCCAGGCAGUUGACUGGACCGAGAACGCUCAGUUCGGACAGCACGUCUGGUUCGAGACCAGUCUUUCUGGAGAUUUCUGCUACGUUGGAGAGCUUUACUGCUUUGCCAAAUCACUGCAAAAAUCACUGCCUCGCUAUAAAUGUGCUGCUUGCAAAAUAGCAGUCCAUACAAUAUGCAUGGACCAGCUAGAGAAGAUUAAUUUCAGGUGUAAGCCGUCUUUUCGGGAUCCAGGCACGAGAAAUGUGCGAGAGCCAUGUACUGUAAGGCAUCACUGGGUCCACAGGAGGCGGCAGGACGGGAAGUGCAGACAAUGCGGAAAGGGUUUCCAGCAGAAGUUCUUCCACAAUAAAGACAUCGUGGCCAUCAGUUGCUCUUGGUGCAAACAGGCGUACCAUAAUAAGGUGACCUGCUUCAUGCUACAGCACAUAGAAGAGACCUGCACUCUCGGUGCGCACGCUGCUGUUAUAGUACCUCCUACCUGGAUCAUCCGAGUGCGCAGACAGCAGGCAUCCCUAAAGUCUAGUAAAAGGAGAAAAAAGGGAUCUCUGAAAAGCAAGGCCAGCAAGAAAGGGUCAGAGGACGGCAAGUGGAAACACUUCAUAGUCAAGCCGAUUCCUUCUCAGCUCAUGAAGCCAUUGCUUGUGUUUGUGAAUCCAAAGAGUGGUGGAAAUCAGGGAACGAAAAUUAUUCGGACUUUCUUGUGGUACCUAAACCCACGACAAGUGUUUGAUCUCACUCAAGGAGGGCCCAGAGAGGGGUUAGAAAUGUACCGCAAAGUUCCCAACCUGCGCAUCCUGGUAUGUGGAGGAGAUGGAACAGUUGGUUGGAUCCUGUCUGUGCUGGAUGAGCUGCAAUUGAAUCCUCAGCCUGCUGUUGCUGUCCUCCCACUUGGCACGGGAAACGACCUGGCCAGGACACUCAACUGGGGAGGAGGCUACACGGACGAGCCAGUGUCUAAAAUUCUGUCUCAUGUGGAGGAUGGGAACAUUGUGCAGCUGGACCGCUGGAACCUCAGUGUGGAGCCCAAUCCAGAGGCCGGCGAAGAAGAGAAAGACGAACACCAGACAGACAAGCUUCCCAUCGAUGUCUUUAACAACUACUUCAGCUUGGGUUUCGACGCGCAUGUAACCUUAGAGUUCCACGAAUCCCGAGAGGCCAAACCUGAAAAAUUCAACAGCCGUCUUCGGAAUAAGAUGUUCUACGCGGGGACUGCAUUCUCGGACUUCCUCAUGGGCAGCGCUAAAGACUUGUCUAAGCACAUCAGAGUGGUGUGUGAUGGAAUGGACCUCACUUGUAAAGUUCAGGAGAUGAAGCUACAGUGUUUGCUCUUCCUGAACAUUCCGAGAUAUUGUGCUGGUACAAUGCCGUGGGGCAACCCAAGUGACCACCAUGACUUUGGGCCUCAGAGGCACGAUGACGGCUACAUAGAGGUUAUUGGAUUCACCAUGACUUCUCUGGCCACGCUGCAGGUAGGAGGCCACGGCGAGAGGCUACAUCAGUGCCAGGAGGUGACUCUGACCACCUUUAAGCCAAUUCCUGUGCAGGUGGAUGGGGAGCCGUGCAGACUGGCUCCAUCCGUUAUCCACAUCACGCUCAGGAACCAGGCCAACAUGCUGCAGAAGACCAAGAGGAGAAUCUCCCUCCCACAGCUCAAUGAUCAGCAGCCCAUCUCUGAGCAGCUGCAUAUCCAAGUGAGCCGAAUCAGCAUGCGUGACUAUGAAGCUUUACACUAUGACAAAGAUCAGCUCAAAAAAGCCUCGAUUCCUCUGGGAAUUAUUACUAUCCGGGCAGACAGCGAUUUGGAGACUUGUCGGCAGCACAUCGAGGGGCUUCAUGAGGAGGAGGUUGGUGUGAAUUCAGACACAGCAACCAUACCAAAGCUCUCGCCAAAAUGGUGCUUCCUAGACUCCACAACUGCGGAUCGUUUCUACAGGAUAGACCGUGCUCAGGAGCAUCUGAACUAUGUGACUGAGAUCUCACAGAAUGAGCUUUUUAUCCUGGACCCCGAGCUGGUCACUAAGGAAACGGUGGGCACGUCUACUGGAAUGCCAGAAAUCGUAGACACACUGGGAAAGAACUCUGAGCAGAUUGGCUUCCCAGCAUGCCCUGCAGCAUCUCCACCACUCUAUAGGGUAAAUGAAGAUCAAACCGCAGCUCAGAAAAAACGCAUGUCCUGUGAUGUCACCGAUGCAGAGGGACAGGCUGAUUGUGCACUGGCAUCCACAAACACUGACAUUUGCAAAUCGGACGACGUGGUCCAGAAUGAAAUUGAUAAAGAGACUAUGAAGAUGCUAAUGAAAAGUGUGAAGUCAGAUAAUUUUAAAAAGCUUGUAGAGCUACACAAAGAAGGAGCCAAUCUUUCUGUAUAUGAUGCAUUGGGCUGUACACUUCUCCACUAUGCUGUAGAUAAUUGCAACAAGGAAAUGGUCAGAUACAUCAUAGAUAAUGCUCCACUGAAUAUCCUGGAUGUUGCAGAAAAAGAGACAGGUGAGACAGCACUGCACAAAGCUGCAGCGUCAUGCCAGAGGACGAUCUGUGCCUACUUGGUGGACGCGGGUGCUUCCCUCACAAAGACUGACCUACAGGGUGAUAAUGCAAAGGCACAUGCCGAGAGAGCUCAGGACUGGCAGCUGGCCGAGUAUCUGGAGAACCAGCAGCAGUACCAGAUGAUUCCGCGGGACGACCAUGAGACGUCAGUAUAACCAACAGCCUGAAUGGUCCUCAUCAUCCACUGGAAAAUGCUUUUCUCAGCAUGAUCUAAUGAUGAUGCUGGGCAGCAUGUCAGUCUAAAAGGGAGAAGGUUCAUUUUUUACUUGAUUGCAAUGCUAAACAAAGACAAAAUGUAAUGUCCUGUUGUAGAUGCAUGAAUAUGCUUCUCUUAUACUGAGGGUCUUUUUUUAAAUUUUUUUUUAUUUUGCCAAAUGCUAAAUUUCCUAGAUAAUAACGGCAAAAAUAUUUUGGACAUCAGGGUUAAAAGAACAGAAGUACAUCUGACUGUGGCUUUAGCCUUUUAUUAAGCAAACCGCUUAAACCUCAACACAGAUCAUUGGGUGAAAUGUAUCAUUUUUUUUGCUGUAUUUAAAGAAAUUACUUUUAACAGAUAUUUGCUUGCCAGACACUUAAGAUACUUAUGCUAGUCAAUUUACCUAGUUUUAUUAACAUUUUCCUAAUAUUAAACUGUUGCUUUUGUCAUUUUGACUGAAUUGGCCUUCUGCAUUUAAAGCUUCUUUCUCAUCUUGCUGCUCUAUGAGGC